ACAGACUUCUAGCUUCACUUGACACAACAGAAAAAGCGUCUCAGAGAGCAGCUGCGCAGAAAAGCAGCAGGAAUCAGCCCGCUGUCCGCAUAUUGCGCUCAGCCAACGGGAGCCGCGGUCGCUUACAUGCAACCCGUCUGCGGAGACAGACUGCAGGCUCAUAAAGACGAAGCGGAUUUGAAUUAAGCACCGGAUAACAGACAGCAACUGUGCAUCUUUCGGUGAGGGAGGGAGGGGGAGAGGGAGGCAACUGUUUUGUAUCUUGGAAGCCCUGGGUUAGGAGAGGGGGAGGAGGAGCGGAGAAUGAGCUAUUCUUGUACCAGCAGAGGCAACAGCCAGGACCCGUCAACCGCUAAGAAGCCUGCCGGUAAUAAUCCGGGCAGAGACACCGCAGGCACGGACAGCAGCAGUAACGGCAGCCCGAAGCAAACGGCGGCGAUGAAAGUGAAGAAAGGCUGCAACUCGACCGACGUGGGGGUCCCGGUGACCACGGAGGAGGACCUGCUCGGCAGCGCGGUGAUCACUCCGGAGGAUGUUCUGGGUUUGCAGAAGAUCACAGAGAAUUAUCUGUGCAGCCCGGACGAGAACAUUUACAACAUUGACUUCACCAGGUUCAAGAUCAGAGACAUGGAGACGUCCACAGUGCUGUUUGAAAUCACCAAACCUCCAUCCACAGACAAAUCAGGGGAGAAGAGGGACAUUGACCCUAACGCAGGCCGAUUUGUCCGUUACCAGUUCACCCCUGCUUUUCUCCGACUGCGGCAAGUUGGAGCCACCGUUGAGUUCACAGUUGGAGAAAUGCCGAUUGAAAACUUCAGGAUGAUCGAGAGACAUUAUUUCAGAGAGAAGUUGCUCAAGAGUUUUGACUUUGAGUUCGGCUUCUGCAUGCCCAGCAGCAAGAACACCUGUGAACACAUCUAUGAAUUCCCACCUCUCUCUGAAGAAAUCAUCAGAGAGAUGGUCCUGCACCCGUACGAGACGCAGUCCGACAGCUUCUACUUUGUGGACAAUAAGCUGGUGAUGCACAACAAGGCGGACUACUCAUACAACGGCGGGACGUAGAGAGGACGCGCUGACACGAGAGACAGGUGGAUGUACGGACUGACCAGAGGGACGAUCAGAGUGCGCUGGUGGAGUUAACAUCGUGUCAAUCCAGUCGUCCCUCUCUCUUUUCAUUUCUCUCCUUCUCUAUCUCUACGCCAUCCAGAGAACGCCCAUACAGAUGUGUCAGUUUCAAUCUGUGUGUGUGUCUGUGUCUGUGAGCACGUGUAAGUUUGGCAAACGCACACAAACGCACACACAGUUCACAGCUCGGUGUGGCGUCGCUGUAACAAAGCAUUUUUGUAACGUGAUAAACCAGCAGGUAAACAACUUUUUAGAAAAUAUGGGAUGGUUUUUCGCUCUCUAGCCACGUCAUGAAGUGAAAAAAGAGGAAACUCUGUAUCUUGAUAGAAAUUAUUUUUUUCAUUCCUGUACAUGUUAGGGUUAGGAACAAAUAUUGCAUCUAAAAACGUGUGUUUUUAGGACUUGAAUAACAGUUUUUGGGGAAAUGAUUUCUCAGAUUCAGUGUGUAUGUGUGUGUGUGUGUGUGUGUACUUUGUGUGACUGUGUGUCCAUAAGUAUGUCAGUUUGAGGCAUGAUGACUGGUCUGGUAAAAAUAAAUUAAUUUAAAUGUCAAUAGUGUGGUCAUCUGGUUUGCAAAGGUCAAAUAGAUUUCCAAAACACAUUAGCACAUUUUCUACACGUUGAGCUGUGGUUAGUUCAUCAGACCUGUUUUCUGUUUCCUUCUCCUGUUAUUCCUUAUUUAUUUCUGGAGUCGUGUGACCUGUGUUAACCCUAGGGCGUAUAUGUCUUUAUUGUAUUUGCUCGAAGCACAACAUCUCUACAGAGCCCACCAUCAGUCAAAUUGUAAAGAUGAGCUGAUCUGAUGUGACCAUAACCGUACUUUGUCAUUUGGGUACUAGUUGGACUUGCAGCCUCAUAUUGUUUUGUUUAGGUGAUACAAAGGUUGUUAAGUUGUGUGUCUAAGUUUUGCUGUUUGGAAACUCCUCCUAAGAGAGAAAGGGAAAACUUGCAUUUGUAAAUGCGGAUAUUUUUACAGUCAGAAUUGUGUUGCAAAAAGCAGAAAGAUUUGGGGUAAUGUAGCAGAAAUCACCCUUAAAUCUUGUAUAUUUUUUUGUUCUGUGUGCUGUCUGUUUCUGUGUCAGUGCUCGUCAUGACUCUUAUGUCCUUUUGCUGUGUCUCUGUCAUCUCAUUUCUGCCUCGUACAUUUCUGUCUCAUUGUUUUCAGACACAUUCCAGUGAGUUAGGACCUGAGUGUGUUGAUCUCUUUUUAUUUGAGGGCAUUCAUCAUACAGAGAAUCAGUAACUGAACUGACUCGGUAUGCCUCUAAAUCGUAAUAUGCACACUUCUCGCUGACUCAAAUACAGUAGUUCUCAUUUUUUUCUGCAAAUCUGCACAUACUGUUUGAUUUGAUGCACUUAAAAGUCAGUUUAGUGAUUCUGCUUAAAUUGCAGUAAACUCUGGUCAUCUGUGAAAAUGUGCAGUCAGUUUAAAAGAAAUUACUCAAAUGCACCUGUUGUGUGAUCAAAUCAAUGCAAAAAAAGGGUGGAAAAUUAUUCGGAUUGUCAUUGGCUCAAUGUGAUUAAAAUCUGGUGGACUGUUUUUUUGGGCCUUGUUAGUGACAGGGAAUAAAGUAGCAAAUGUGCUUAGGACGGGGCUCCAAUUGGACUCUGAUUGUUAAUCAGAGAUAAAAACCGAUUGACUUAAAUGUUUAGUUUUAAAUAAAAAAAGAACCGCAGAUAUGUAGAACAGAUUUAUUUAUAACUGAUUGUGACUCGUGAACAAAUUAUUUUGAACUGAUGUAAAGUUUUUGAAAUGUCGGUGUGACUGAACAAAAGUUAAAUCAAUAAAGAUUUACGGGACAUUUUGAAAUAUCACAGUGUGUUGACUGUUAAUAUCGUGGGUGUCAGCCAUAGACUGUACAUAAAGAUAGACAAUACGUCUCCACUUCCUUCCAAAGUUGAAGCCAAAAUAUCACAGAUAUGGUUGCUGCCAUCUUGCGCUGUUGAUGUCAUUAUGAGCCAGAGUCUACGCAGUGGUAUAUCGAGGUCCCACCCAUACAUUCAUCCGACCAAUUGCAGGCAGCACCAUUGAUUACCAUCACACACGGCUGUCAAUCAUGACGUCAAACCCCUUUUUACAGCAUCACAUAACUAAUUAAAGCCAAGAACAUCUGAACAUACAUCAGCAUGAUAACAAUAACCUAUAAUGACACUAACCAUCAUUGGGAAAAAUUUAUUUGACUUGUACUUUGAUCUUUUAGUUUGGCUCGUGUCCCGUCCACUAACAGAGGAGGCGGGGUUUAUGACUUACACUGCAGCCAGCCACCGCGGGGCAAUCGAGAUGUCACGGCUUCUCUGUUGGAGAGCUGUCAUGUUGUCCCUCUAUAUUAUACAGACUACAGUGUCAGUGAAAGAGAGAGUUUACACGUUGUUCACAUGAUAAUGCUUCAUUUCUAACCAUAAAAAAAGGUGUGGUACACAAAUGUUGCUGGAACAUCUCUUACACACGUCAAGUUUAUUACACUCACCUGUAAUAACCAGACUAGACAGUGACCUCCACUACAGUCGUUCACUGUCGUAUACAGCCUCUUAUCUCAAAGUUAAACCUUCACCAUCCUUUUCAUCUGUAAUCACUGUACCCAAUACUAGUAACACCUUCCUGCUACUGAUUAGUGCUUUCUUAAUGUUGGUUUUUUUAACGUUUGAAGCUCCUAUUGAGGUUUUUGAAUGAAGCUUCAAAUUCCUGCUGUCAUAUUUUAUGAUGUCAGCCCUCCCCACCCCCUAAAACAAAAUGAAAUAUUCUUAAACAAAAUCCUCAAUAUGAAUAAAGUGAUUCCUGGUUUAAAUAAGUUAGGCUUUUUUUAUUAGAUCAACUUUCUUUGAUGAAUAAAUUUACUUAAUGGUGCUUCGUGAAUUCCCUGUUAGUACAGGUGUGUGCCU
Messenger RNA from Epinephelus moara (kelp grouper), 4005 nucleotides. RefSeq names its product unc-119 homolog b (C. elegans) (gene unc119a2). The transcript is spliced from 5 exons. Gene Ontology annotation, cellular component: centrosome; spindle pole; intercellular bridge. Gene Ontology annotation, biological process: lipoprotein transport; negative regulation of clathrin-dependent endocytosis; visual perception. The coding region runs from base 304 to 1062 and encodes 252 amino acids. The record is from RefSeq and is a predicted model, not a curated record. Gene Ontology annotation, molecular function: lipid binding. NCBI's taxonomy places the organism in Eukaryota, Metazoa, Chordata, Actinopteri, Perciformes, Serranidae.